UACUCAUCCUCUGAGUCUUUCCUUCUUUCUCCCUCUCAUUCCGUCUCUUAUCCAUCAUCCGCUCUCACCAUCUCUUCGUCUGUCUGCCCAUCUGUCGGUCUGUACUUUGGCUCUCUGGGUUUUUUUUCUUUCUUUGUAUAUAAGAGGCCGAGGAGAGCCCGAUCCAUUUUCCACUUUGCAUGUGCACUUGAGAAGGGACCGCCACUGAGGACAAAGGCGAGAGUUUGGCUUAAGGAACAAAAAGCAGAGGAGAUGAGUCUGUCCGCUGUCAUGCAGACAUCCACAGCCACCUCACACUCCCCAAGUUUGACCAAUAUGGGCUUUGGAAGGCAGACAGCGACACACUGGGGUUCGUCUAAUCACUAGAUGAGGGUGUGGUCAUGGGAACAGUGCUGGGAGACGGGUGUGGUCCUGCUGGGUUUCCUGACACUGGCAGUGUCUAUGGGGAACCUGUCCACGAGGGGGCUGCAGGAGGACGGUGUGGCCUCCAACAGUCUGGAGGAGGAGCUGGAGGUGACCACAUACUGGUGGGGGGAGUGGGCCAAGUGGACCGCCUGCACUCGUACCUGUGGAGGGGGAGUCAUGUCACAGGAGAGACACUGCCUCAAACAGAGAAAGAAAGUUGCUGCUGGGAAGGACAAUAUGACCUGCACAGGAACCGCUAAGAAAUAUCAUCUCUGCAACACUAAAGAAUGUCCUGCCACUGGGAGGAGCUUCAGAGAGGAGCAGUGCUGGUCCUUCAACUCCCAGCUUUACAAUGGGAGGAACUACCAGUGGAAACCUCUGUAUCCUGACGACUACGUUCACAUCUCUAGUAACCCCUGCGACCUCCACUGCACCACGAUCGAUGGCCAGAGGCAGCUGAUGGUGACGGCACGAGACGGCACUUCCUGCAAGUACAGCAGCUACCGUGGCGUCUGCGUGGACGGUAAGUGUGAGCCAAUCGGAUGUGACGGGGUGCUGUUUUCCUCUAACACCUUGGAUAAGUGUGGGGUCUGUCAGGGGGACGGCAGCAGCUGCAGCAGAGUCACCGGAAACUUCCGCCGUGGGGCCACGACUCUGGGUUACUCUUUUAUCACUCAAAUCCCUGAGGGAUCAUGGGAUAUCCAGAUCAUUGAGAGGAAGAAGUCAGCUGACGUUUUAGCUGUGACCGACCAGGCGGGGAACUUCUUCUUUAACGGGGCCUAUAAGGUGGACAGUCCUCAGAACUUCCACGUUGCUGGCACGGUGUUCAAAUACCGCCGGCCCAUGGAUGUGUACGAGACCGGGAUCGAGUACAUUGUCGCCAAAGGCCCCAUCGAUCAGGCCAUUAAUAUUCUGGUGUGGAACCAGAACGGUCGCACCCCAUACAUCACCUACGAGUACACCGUACUGCGGGACUCCCUGCCACCCAUCCCGCCUCCUCCCGUCUACACCGGAUCAGACACCUCAGCCGGUGAGGUGUCCGUGGAGAUGGGGAGUCUGCUGUCCCCCAACAGCAGUCUCUACGACCCUGCACUCCCUCAGGGCCAGCUGGACCCGGGAGCUGCAGACGGGCAGAAGGGCCAAGAGACAAAUGAGGUGUAUGAGGAGACGGCGGCCAUCGACUGCGACCAGGACGGAGCAGCUGCCCCAAAAUUUACAGAGGGAAACAGCAGCCACGCAGGCAGCACCGCCAACCCUGCCCCUGCCGGUGGACCCCUGGAUACAGGACCAGAUUCCCCAAACCUCAUCUGGAGGGUCCUGCUGGACGGCCGCAUAAACCCCGACGAGCUGUUUAUAAACAUCUCAACCAAUCAGCUGCUGACGGAGGGAGACGGUCUGUUCUCGUCUGAGCUGGGACCAGCAGAGGUGGACCUGAGCCUGGAGCGAGAAUUUGGUCUCAAUGAGACGCUGGAGUACACUCUGGGCCGCAAACGCAACGACAGCGCAGACACUUCAUACCAGAAUAAAACAGUGCAGAGCGGAGGGAGGACCUCCAGCCGCUCCAACAGAACCAGGGGGAAUCAGAGGCUCUACCAGAAGAACCUGAAACUGAGUGCUGCAGACAUGUAUCGCUGGAAACUUUCCUCUCAGGAGCCCUGCAGCAUGACCUGCUCUAUAGGAGUGUCAAAGUCCUUCGUCACAUGUGUUCGUUAUGACGGCAUCGAGGUGCACGACAUGUACUGUGACGCUCUGACCAGACCAGAGCCGGUCCACGACUUCUGUAUCGGCAGAGAGUGUCAGCCCAGAUGGGAGGCGAGCAGCUGGAGCGAGUGCUCCAGGACCUGCGGGGAGGGUUUCCAGUUUCGUCAGGUGCGCUGUUGGAAGAUGCUGUCGCCGGGCCUGGACAGCUCCGUCUACAGUGACCUCUGCACCAUGGCCGACCUGGAGAGACCUGUGGAGAGACGAGCCUGCAAAAGCCCCGCCUGUGGCCCACAGUGGGAGGUGGCCGAGUGGACCGAGUGCCCUGCUAAAUGUGGCCGUAAAGCGCAGGUGACCCGCGACGUCCGCUGCUCUGAUGAGACCAGACCGUGCGACCCGAUGACCAGACCUCCAAACAUCAAAAACUGCACCGGUCCGCCCUGUGAACGCCACUGGACUGUGUCUGAGUGGGGGCCUUGCUCGGGGUCGUGCGGCCAGGGGAAGAUGGUGCGUCAUGUGUACUGCAAGGCUCCGGACGGUCGCGUGGUUCCUGAGAACCAGUGCUCUGUGGAGAACAAGCCGCUGGCCAUCCACCCCUGUGGGGAGAGAGACUGUGCUCCACACUGGCUGAGCCAAGACUGGGAGAGGUGUAACACGACCUGCGGCCGCGGCGCGAAGCGAAGGAUCGUCCUCUGUGUCGGCAUCAGUGGAGGAAAGUUCCAGAUCUUUGACGACGAAGCGUGUGGAGGCAGCGAGAAGCCUGAAGAGGAAAACACCUGCUUCGAGAGGCCGUGCUUCAAAUGGUACACCACCCCCUGGUCUGAGUGCACUAAGACGUGUGGUGUGGGUGUGAGGAUGAGGGACGUGAAGUGUUACCAGGGCAGAGAGCUGGUCCGAGGCUGCGACCCCCUCACCAAACCUGUGGCCAAACAGACCUGCACCCUGCAGGCCUGCCCCACUGAGCCGCCAGAUGAGAGCUGCCAGGAUCGACCCUCCACCAACUGCCUGCUGGCUCUGAAGGUGAACCUGUGCAGCCACUGGUACUACAGCAAGGCCUGCUGCCACUCCUGCCGCGCCGUACGACCUCCACCCUCCUAGUCCAGGACACCGCAGCCUCUCUCCACCCCGACUCUAACUCCAGCAUGAGGAAAUACAAGGGUAUGUUUACUUGUACAGCAGUUACUGUGAAUACUGAGAGGAAGCUACAGAGUUGGAAACGCUUUUCUGUUUUUUUACGAAGCAGAACUUCCUCCAAUAACUUGGAUUUAUGUCGGUCCAUUUGUCAGUGGGAUAGUUUAAAUGAUCUAAAAUCAAAUCUGGUCAUCUCGAUAUCAGACGGACGUUUUGUCUCUUUAUUUGCUCUUUUUCAUAUUUCUUUUCCAGUUUAUUUUCUAAACACAUCAUCUGUGUAAUGAGAGACUGUGAGAGACGUGGGGAUGAGUAAAUAAAUAUUCCAUCUUUAUUCUAAGACUAACUUUUCUGAUGAAAGGACUCUAAAAUUGUAAAAGGCCGAUGAUGAUGUACCAAACAGUCACAGCCACACUGUGUGGACUGCUGAAGCCACACAGGUGUUUCCAGUUACUCUGGCCGAUUAGACCUCAGCACAGGUUCAGAAUGGACGGACGUAUAGCUACUUAAAGUACUAGAGUGACGAUGGUGUAAGUUCCCAGUGGUGGGUCCAGAGACAGAUGUCUCAAAACCUCGACAAUAAAACCAAAACUACCUGACUGGAUAGAAACCACUUAACGUAGGUGAGGGAACACCUACGUUCAGUCAAACACAAUGACACAGUCCUGGAGAAAGAGGUCAUCAGUCAAAACAAGUGAAAACACCUGUGAGGCUGUGAGGCCUUUACUAUUGUGCCUGUAAACAUACCUGGUGAGAAACAAGGCGGAGAUGUGAAGAGACAUAGAAUCACCUGCAGUGACCUCUCAGCAUGAGACAAGCUGGCAUCAGUGAAAUCUGAUAUUUAACAAGUAAUUCAACACUUUACUCUGUAAAUUUAAAAUGUAAAAAGCUUUUGGUCCCGACUGAGUCCAGCAGCUUUUUUUCCCCUCGUGAUCAUCAUGAUACAGAUUAACAUAUCUCAACCAUAAACCCUGUUUAUAACAGGAAACACUGAUCAUUUCUUCCUCUAACAACAUGUGGAGUCGGAGACAAAGUGGAGUCACCAGUCAAAUGGUCUCAGAGACCUCCGUCACCAGUUAGCAGCUUGUGUUCAUCGCUGCAAUGAAAAGAUCUAUUAAAUUAUUUCUCAACUGAAUAUACUGCAUGGCUAGAAUAUUUAAUACAGAUACUGUUUAUGAAAUCUUAUUUAAUUGUUUGGUGUCUGGCAUGGCCCAACAGGAAGUUUAAAAAAAAGUAUAUUUCCAUUCCACCCCCUGUCGUUUGGCGCCGUGCCGGCACGCCUGCAGGAUAUGGAAGCAUAUUUAUUAGUCAUAGCACAUUUUCAUUUAUCGUGACGCUCCUGAUGCCAGCCGAUGGUUAUUCAUCGGUUCAACUGAUGCCAGUUCUGGUCUGUGUGUGUGACAGGAGGAGAGAGUUAAUCCAAACACAGACAGAAAGAUUCCUGACACUUGAAGUAUGGUUGAAAUGUAUUCAUGUCUCAUUUUUAACUAUUGUGUACUGUGUUUUUAUAUAACUGAUACCUCUUUGUACAAAACGUAAGUAUGGAGAUUGUGUACUGUUGAUAAUAAACUGAAAAGCUAAUGGUACUGACUUGUAUUUCAAUUAAAUAACAGUUCAAAUGAA
Molecule: messenger RNA, 4854 nt
Organism: Lates calcarifer (barramundi perch)
Lineage: Eukaryota; Metazoa; Chordata; Actinopteri; Centropomidae
Gene: adamtsl2
Product: ADAMTS-like 2
Exons: 19
Coding region: 367-3201 (944 amino acids)
Biological process (GO): extracellular matrix organization
Cellular component (GO): extracellular matrix
Source: RefSeq, a predicted model, not a curated record